This is a messenger RNA of Vitis vinifera (wine grape), 5535 nucleotides long. Its product is annotated as receptor-like protein kinase HSL1. Lineage: Eukaryota; Viridiplantae; Streptophyta; Magnoliopsida; Vitales; Vitaceae. The record is from RefSeq and is a predicted model, not a curated record. Gene Ontology annotation, biological process: protein phosphorylation. Bases 129 to 3155 code for a protein of 1008 amino acids. The transcript has 6 exons. Gene Ontology annotation, molecular function: protein binding; ATP binding; protein kinase activity.
CCCCAGUGCCCAAUGGCCCAUUCAUAUUGACUUGACUUUCAAAUACCAUUUAACCGUUGGUUUUCAUCUUUCCCGCCCAUCUUCCUCCCAACUCAUAGAGAAGCGGUAAGGAACUCAACGUCACCAAAAUGCGGAAACCACCAUUUUUAUUUACCAAAAUUCCAUUCCCCGCUCUAUUUCUCCUCCUCGUCUUCUCCUUAACCUUUCAAGUAAUUUCCCAAAAUCUAGAUGCUGAACGAUCAAUCCUACUAGACGUUAAACAACAACUGGGCAAUCCACCGUCACUCCAAUCGUGGAAUUCCUCAUCCUCGCCCUGUGAUUGGUCGGAAAUUACAUGCAUCGACAAUAUCGUCACUGAAAUUUCACUCAGCUACAAGACCAUCACAAAGAAAAUUCCAGCCAGAAUUUGUGACCUCAAGAACCUAAUCGUACUUGACGUCUCCUACAAUUACAUUCCAGGCGAGUUCCCGGAUAUUCUCAAUUGCUCUAAGCUCGAAUAUCUCCUCUUGUUGCAAAACUCCUUCGUGGGUCCAAUUCCAGCUGAUAUUGAUCGACUUUCACGUCUCCGGUACCUAGACCUCACCGCAAACAACUUCUCUGGAGAUAUUCCCGCAGCAAUUGGGCGGCUACGGGAGCUGUUCUACUUGUUUAUGGUUCAAAAUGAGUUCAACGGCACCUGGCCAACAGAGAUUGGUAAUUUGGCAAAUCUUGAACAAUUGGCCAUGGCCUAUAAUGACAAAUUCCGGCCUUCAGCCCUUCCAAAGGAGUUUGGCGCAUUGAAGAAGCUGAAAUUUCUGUGGAUGACGGAGGCGAAUUUGAUCGGCGAAAUACCGAAGAGCUUCAACAAUCUAUCGAGUCUGGAACGCUUGGACCUCUCACUCAACGAAUUGAAUGGUACGAUCCCGGUAGGCAUGCUUACGUUGAAGAAUUUGACCUAUUUGUAUUUAUUCUGUAAUAGAUUGUCAGGCCGCGUUCCUUCAUCGAUAGAAGCUUUCAACUUGAAAGAAAUUGAUCUUUCCGACAACCAUUUGACGGGGCCGAUACCAGCAGGUUUCGUGAAGCUACAAAAUUUGACAUGUUUGAAUCUUUUUUGGAAUCAGUUGUCAGGAGAGAUACCAGCAAAUAUAAGCCUCAUUCCUACACUUGAAACCUUCAAAGUUUUUAGCAAUAAAUUGAGUGGAGUUUUGCCCCCAGCAUUUGGCCUUCAUUCGGAGCUCAAAUUCUUUGAGAUUUUUGAGAAUAAACUAAGCGGGGAACUACCGCAACAUUUAUGCGCUAGGGGAACUUUGCUUGGAGUGAUUGCUUCCAACAAUAAUCUCAGCGGAGAAGUGCCCAAGUCCCUCGGGAAUUGCAGAAGUUUGCUCACCAUUCAGGUUUCCAACAAUCGCUUUUCAGGCGAGAUUCCUUCUGGCAUCUGGACAUCCCCGGGCAUGGUAUCGGUGAUGUUAGCUGGAAAUUCAUUCUCGGGGGCACUUCCAAGUAGAUUGGCAAGGAAUUUGUCCAGAGUGGAUAUCAGUAACAACAAGUUUUCUGGUCCAAUUCCUACUGAAAUCUCUUCUUGGAUGAAAAUAGGUGUUCUUAAUGCCAACAACAAUAUGUUGUCAGGAAAAAUUCCAGUGGAAUUGACCAGUCUUUGGAACAUCUCUGUUCUGUUGCUUGAUGGGAAUCAAUUCUCGGGUGAACUUCCAUCCCAGAUCAUCUCAUGGAAGUCACUCACUAAUUUGAAUCUCUCAAGAAACAAACUGUCAGGCCUAAUUCCCAAGGCAUUAGGUUCUUUACCUAGCCUUACUUACCUCGACCUGUCAGAAAACCAGUUCUUAGGUCAAAUUCCUUCUGAACUCGGUCAUUUGAAGCUUAAUAUCCUCAAUCUUUCGUCCAACCAACUCUCUGGGUUGGUCCCCUUUGAGUUUCAAAAUGCAGCAUACAAUUACAGUUUCUUGAACAAUCCCAAACUGUGUGUCAAUGUUCCCACUCUGAACCUCCCUAGAUGUGAUGCCAAACCCGUUGACUCCUACAAAUUGUCAACCAAAUAUCUUGUUAUGAUCCUAAUUUUCGCUCUAUCUGGUUUCCUAGCUGUUGCCUUCUUUACCCUGUUCAUGGUUCGACACUAUCACAGGAAGAAUCAUAGUCGAGACCAAACAAAUUGGAAGCUUACUCCAUUCCAAAAUCUGGAUUUCGAUGAACAGAACAUAUUGUUCGGUUUGACAGAAAAUAAUUUGAUCGGACGUGGUGGGUCAGGGAAAGUAUACCGAAUUGCUAAUGACCGUUCUGGUGAAAUCUUUGCUGUUAAAAUGAUUUGUAACAACGGGAGAUUGGAUCACAAGCUUCAGAAACCAUUCAUAGCAAAAGACGAGAUAUUGGGCACCUUACACCAUUCCAAUAUAGUGAAGUUGUUGUGCUGCAUAUCAAAUGAAACCACAAGUCUUCUUGUUUAUGAGUACAUGGAGAACCAAAGUUUGGAUAGAUGGCUUCAUGGGAAGAAGCAGAGAACAUCGUCCAUGACAAGUUCAGUUCAUAACUUCGUCUUGGAUUGGCCAACAAGGUUGCAGAUUGCCAUCGGAGCUGCAAAAGGCCUACGCCACAUGCAUGAAUACUGUUCUGCCCCGAUCAUACAUCGAGAUGUAAAGUCCAGCAACAUCUUACUAGACGCUGAGUUCAACGCGAAAAUUGCAGAUUUUGGAUUAGCCAAGAUGUUGGUCAAGCAAGGAGAGCCUGACACCAUGUCAGGAGUUGCAGGCUCUUACGGAUAUAUUGCCCCCGAGUAUGCUUAUACAACAAAGGUGAACGAGAAGAUUGAUGUAUAUAGCUUUGGAGUAGUUCUGCUUGAGCUGGUGACGGGGAGAGAACCCAACAGCGAGCACAUGUGCCUUGUAGAAUGGGCAUGGGAUCAGUUUAGAGAAGGGAAAACCAUUGAGGAAGUGGUGGAUGAGGAGAUCAAGGAACAAUGUAACAGAGCACAAGUGACCACUCUCUUCAAUCUAGGCCUCAUGUGCACUACCACAUUACCAUCCACUAGGCCAACAAUGAAGGAGGUUUUGGAAAUUCUUCGACAGUGCAAUCCUCAGAAGGACCAUGGAAGAAAGAAAAAGGACCAUGAAGCUGCACUCGAACAUACAUCGAGAUGUAAAGUCCAGCAACAUCUUACUAGACGUUGAGUUCAACGCGAAAAUUGCAGAUUUUGGAUUAGCCAAGAUGUUGGUCAAGCAAGGAGAGCCGGACACUAUGUCAGGAGUUGAAGGCUCUUAUGGAUAUAUUGGCCCCGAGUAUGCUUAUACAACAAAGGUGAAGGAGAAGAUCGAUGUAUAUAGCUUUAGAGUAGUUCUUCUUGAGCUGGUGACGAGGAGAGAACCCAAUAGCGAGCACAUGUGCCUUGUAGAAUGGGCAUGGGAUCAGUUUAGAGAAGGGAAAACCAUUGAGGAAGUGGUGGAUGAGGAGAUCAAGGAACAAUGUGACAAAGCACAAGUGACCACUCUCUUCAAUCUAGGCCUCAUGUGUAUUACCACAUUACCAUCCACUAGGCCAACAAUGAAGGAGGUUUUGGAAAUUCUUCGACAGUGUAGUCCUCAUGAGGACCAUGGAAGAAAGAAAAAGGACCAUGAAGCUGCACCCGAACAUACAUUGAGAUGUAAAGUCCAGCAACAUCUUACUAGACGCUGAGUUCAGCGCGAAAAUUGUAGAUUUUGGAUUAGCCAAGAUGUUGGUCAAGCAAGGAGAGUCGGACACCAUGUCAGGAGUUGAAGGCUCUUACGGAUAUAUUGCCCCCGAGUAUGCUUAUACAACAAAGGUGAACGAGAAUAUCGAUGUAUAUAGCUUUGGAGUAGUUCUGCUAGAGCUGGUGAUGGGGAGAGAACCCAACAACGAGCACAUGUGCCUUGUAGAAUGGGCAUGAGAUCAGUUUAGAGAAGAGAAAACCAUUGAGGAAGUGGUGGAUGAGGAGAUCAAGGAACAAUGUGACAAAGCACAAGUGACCACUCUCUUCAAUCUAGGCCUCAUGUGCACUACCACAUUACCAUCCACUAGGCCAACAAUGAAGGAGGUUUUGGAAAUUCUUCGAUAGUGCAGUCCUUAGGAGGACCAUGGAAGAAAGAAAAAGGACCAUGAAGCUGCACCCGAUCAUACAUCGAGAUGUAAAGUCCAGCAACAACUUACUAGACGCUGAGUUCAGCGCGAAAAUGGUAGAUUUUGGAUUAGCCAAGAUGUUGGUCAAGAAAGGAGAGCCUGACACCAUGUCAGGAGUUGAAGGCUCUUACGGAUAUAUUGCCCCCGAGUAUGCUUAUACAACAAAGGUGAACAAUAAGAUCGAUGUAUAUAGCUUUGGAGUAGUUCUGCUUGAGCUGGUGACGAGGAGAGAACCUAAUAGCGAGCACAUGUGCCUUGUAGAAUGGGCAUGAGAUUAAUUUAGAGAAGGGAAAACCAUUGAGGAAGUGGUGGAUGAGGAGAUUAAGGAACAAUGUGACAGAGCAUAAGUGACCACUCUCUUUAAUCUAGGCCUCAUGUGCACUACCACAUUACCAUCCACUAGGCCAACAAUGAAGGAGGUUUUGGAAAUUCUUCGACAGUGCAGUCCUCAUGAGGACCAUGGAAGAAAGAAAAAGGACCAUGAAGCUGCACCUGAACAUACAUCGAGAUGUAAAGUCCAGCAACAUCUUACUAGACGCUGAGUUCAACGCGAAAAUUGUAGAUUUUGGAUUACCCAAGAUGUUGGUCAAGCAAGGAGAGCCCGAUACCAUGUCAGGAGUUGCAGGCUCUUACAGAUAUAUUGCCCCCGAGUAUGCUUAUACACCAAAGGUGAAGGAGAAGACCGAUGUAUAUAGCUUUGGAGUAGUUCUUCUUGAGCUGGUGACGGGGAGAGAACCUAACAGCGAGCACAUGUGCCUUGUAGAAUGGGCAUGGGAUCAGUUUAGAGAAGGGAAAACCAUUGAGGAAGUGGUGGAUGAGGAGAUCAAAGAACAAUGUGACAGAGCACAAGUGACCACUUUCUUCAAUCUAGGCCUCAUGUGCACUACCACAUUACCAUCCACUAGGCCAACAAUGAAGGAGGUUUUGGAAAUUCUUCGACUGUGCAGUCCUCAGGAGGACCAUGGAAGAAAGAAAAAAGACCAUGAAGCUGCACCCCUGCUUCUAAAUGGCACUUAACCUGCCACUUUCAAGCAUAACGACAAGGGAUUUCUAUUUUUCUGUCAUUACUAUAGUGGGAUUUCAAAGAAAUGGGCUUCAUUUUUUAAACUUCUUAUUACCAGCAGGAGUCCCACUACCGUUAGCACCUUUGUUAGUAGUUCUUGAGCUAAUCCCUCAUUGUUUUCAUGCAUUAAACUUAGGAAUGCAUUUAUUUGCUAAUAUGAUGGCCGGUCAUACUUCAGUAAAGAUUUUAAGUGGGCUUGUGUCACGCCCAAAAUCUAGGUAACCCAAAACUCGACUCGUGACCUCAGGUCAAAAGUUUGACCCUAAGAGUUACUCCUAUCCACGUUGGCAAUCAACCAAAAUAUCCUGAUUUUUUUUUUCUAUUUUUCAAUAAAGUGUUUAAUCCCAAAUAAA